UGUAGAUCUCAAUGUACUCUCGAGCUCACUCUCAUCAAGCAAAUUGACUCUGGAAGUCUUCCAUUUUCACAUUGGAAAGUGUUCCUGGAGAUCUGGAGUUUGGAACGAUUGUUUUGACCACAUUCAUGGCCACAUGUCUUUCCACGACUACCCACAGUUACGCACCUUGCAUGUUUCUCUCCAGGCACUGGUUGGAAGCCGUGAACAACCGGCAAAGCUUACACCAAAGCUCCCCAAAUCACCAACAACUCUCUGGAUCAACCUCGACGGGUUCGAUUUUCCAGAAGAAGACGAACCUGGUACUAUGCCUAUGCACAGUACAGGAGCCAUCAUCUCCAUCGUAUCGGAUUAUCUGAAUCAAUGGAAUCUCUAUACGCCUUUGCUCAAGAAUCUGAAGCUUCUCGUCUAUCAAGUACCAUAUCUUGUCUGGGACCAGUGGGAUCCUGACCUCCUUUCUGACAUCUUGAUACCCCUCGGUCAAGAAGUAGGUGUGCAAGUCUGCGUUGAUGUGGUUCAAUAUCGAUGUAUGGGUGUUGACCCUGGCACGUUCGAUCUCGCAAGACAGGGGCCCCCUUACUUCAGUCAGGAGCUCAUUGAUGAGCAUCGGAUGGAGGAGAAUGGACCGAACUCUGGGAGUCAUUACAUUCCGCUUGGUGUGGAUCUGGACCAGAGGUGAUGACAAGCAUCCAUUUCCGGAAUGCAUAUCGGAAAUAUACCCCCCCCCCCCCCGGG
Messenger RNA from Aureobasidium subglaciale EXF-2481, 732 nucleotides. RefSeq lists its product as uncharacterized. The coding region runs from base 134 to 676 and encodes 180 amino acids. Lineage: Eukaryota; Fungi; Ascomycota; Dothideomycetes; Dothideales; Saccotheciaceae. The record is from RefSeq and is a predicted model, not a curated record. The transcript has a single exon.